GCCGGGCCGGCAGCCAUUGCUCCGCGGCCUGACGCCGGGACGCUCUCUGUGCUUGGGUGACCUAAUGCGGGGUUAAUCGCCCUGCUGCGGGACAGCGGAGAGAAAGGAAAGACAGUCGGGCCGAGAACGGAGAGCGUCCCUGCCUGGGGCCGCCUCGGUCCCCGGUGGCACGCUCGGAGGCCCGCCGCGGUGUUGCUAGGCGACCGCGUCGGGCUCGGAGCGGCUGGCAGGGCUGGGAGCCUGGGCGCCCCAUGGACCAGUACUGCAUCCUGGGCCGCAUCGGCGAGGGUGCCCAUGGCAUCGUCUUCAAGGCCAAGCACGUGGAGACUGGCGAGAUCGUGGCCCUCAAGAAGGUGGCGCUGCGUCGGCUGGAGGAUGGCAUCCCCAACCAGGCGCUGCGGGAGAUCAAGGCUCUGCAGGAAAUCGAGGACAAUCAGUAUAGGAGGUUUACGGGAUGCCUGCCCACAGGUGGUGCAGCUGAAGGCCGUGUUUCCGCAUGGCGCAGGCUUCGUGCUGGCCUUUGAGUUCAUGCUGUCAGAUCUGGCCGAGGUGGUGCGCCAUGCCCAGAGACCGCUGGCCCCCGCACAAGUCAAGAGCUAUCUGCAGAUGCUGCUCAAGGGCGUCGCCUUCUGCCAUGCCAACAACAUCGUGCAUCGGGACCUAAAACCUGCUAACCUGCUCAUCAGUGCCUCAGGCCAGCUCAAGAUUGCGGACUUUGGCCUGGCCCGGGUCUUUUCUCCAGAUGGCAGCCGCCUCUACACACACCAGGUGGCCACCAGGUGGUACCGAGCACCCGAGCUCCUGUAUGGUGCCCGCCAGUAUGACCAGGGUGUUGACCUGUGGGCUGUAGGCUGCAUCAUGGGGGAGCUGUUGAAUGGGUCCCCUCUCUUCCCGGGUGAGAACGACAUUGAACAGCUUUGCUGCGUGCUUCGCAUCUUGGGCACCCCCAGCCCUCAAGUCUGGCCGGAGAUCACGGAGCUGCCCGACUACAACAAGAUCUCCUUCAAGGAGCAGGCACCUGUGCCCCUGGAGGAGGUGCUGCCGGAUGCGUCUCCUCAGGCCUUGGACCUGCUGGGUCAGUUCCUGCUGUACCCGCCUCGCCAGCGCAUCCCGGCCUCCCAGGCCCUCCUGCAUCAAUACUUCUUCACAGCUCCCCUGCCUGCCCACCCAUCUGAGCUGCCCAUUCCCCAGCGCCCAGGAGGACCUGCCCCAAAGGCCCACCCAGGGCCUCCUCAUGUCCACGAAUUCCACGUGGACCAGCCUCUUGAGGAGUCACUGCUGAACCCAGAGCUGAUCCGGCCCUUCAUUCCAGAAGGGUAAGAUGCUGGCCCAGGUCCUACUCACCUGCCUCCAAGGAUCACGCAGGCUGUUUGUCCUCAGCUUCCUGCCAGACAGCCUUCCAAGGACUCUCGAAGCCACACUGGGCCACUCUCUUCAUGUGCUGCUUCUUAGCCUUGUAAGGUUUGGUCUCAAAGAGGCACAGGCCAUGCUCCCAGCCAAGGCGAUGAGGAUGUCCAGCUCAGCUGAGGAGACCCGUGGCCCCUGCUCUGUGGCCCUCACAUCUGUGUGCUGCCGACUUCAGCAACACAAACAGCGAGCUGCACCUGCUGUCCAGGACCACCACACAGAGUGGUGACACCUGCCUGGGUGCAGGUCCCCAGGGCACUGCCUCCUGAUCAAGAAUCAUCCAGGGAAAGAAAAGAGAUGUCCUCAUCCUGAAAACUCAAGUGGGACGAAGGUUGGGUUUGGCUUUGUUCUCAGGACAUUAAACACCCUAGUUCAGUGUUUGGGAUUUAUUAUGAAGGCCUUAAGUGGCUCUGGCUCUGUCUGUGUCUGCUCCUAUCAAGGGAAAUGGCAUCGUUUAAUGGCCCUUGUUUUCUGGGGGGUCACUGGGAAGUAACUGACCAUAGUUACUUCUUCCCUGAGGGCUUCCUGUGGGCGGCACUUGUCUGAGUGUUUAUUUGCACGUGAGGUGGACAGAAGUUCAAGCCCAUGAUGGGCAAGUGGGGGAUGCAGCCACAGCCACCUGCAUCUCCCUUGGGGUGAGGCUGAGCCAAAUGCAGCUAUGCAAAUGAAGCAACUGGCAUUCCUGGAAUUUACUUACUCAGCAAA
Lepus europaeus (European hare) is the source of this 2112-nucleotide messenger RNA. RefSeq names its product cyclin dependent kinase 20 (gene CDK20). Gene Ontology annotation, biological process: protein phosphorylation. Gene Ontology annotation, molecular function: ATP binding; cyclin-dependent protein serine/threonine kinase activity. The record is from RefSeq and is a predicted model, not a curated record. The transcript is spliced from 8 exons. The coding region runs from base 295 to 1320 and encodes 341 amino acids. NCBI's taxonomy places the organism in Eukaryota, Metazoa, Chordata, Mammalia, Lagomorpha, Leporidae. Gene Ontology annotation, cellular component: nucleus.